GCCUUACAUGAUUUGGCUACUGCCAUUAAUUCUCGGGUCACAAAGCCAUUUAUUCACCCUGUUGGCCCUUACAGGCACCCAGUAGUAGAGGUUGCCUAUUAAUAAGAGGGCCUCUUAAUAGGCAAUCUCUACUACUGGCCGCUAUCGUAAGUCCUUACCCAACCCCGCACUCAGGAUACACUUAGUCAUGAUUGGGGUAGCGCCUCCCAAUUAUACUGAACUGGGUCCUGCUUCUGACACAUUUCGUUGCGACGUCAAUGUCUUCACGGCAGCAGCGCUCGUCAUCUUCUUUCCCGUGAUGGAAUCUGUGUACUGGAUCUUCGUAGGGAAUCCGAAGAAUGAAAGCAUGGGUGCGAGCAGCUCGAGUAACGUUGAUGGUCUCGAGAUUACAUCAGGGUCCUGCGCCAUUGAUCGUACACUCUUCACAUAUUCCAGAGCCGUAGAAGCGACAGCGCUAGAGUCACCUGACACUUCGAGUACGACGGCCAUAAAAGCUUCGUCACACAUGCACCCUGUGACCAAAAUGGGGGCUGAACAGCGCAUCCCUGUCCUUGACGUCAAGGGCCAGCAACCACAACUCUACGAUCAAGCGGUAAAGGGUGGGCGUAGUAGCGAGCAACGGUGUGUUCCCGUCCCUCGCGGAAAAGGCAUAUUGCAGUAUCUUGCCAACUAGAUCGAUGACAAGCUUCUUUUCGACGGGCCUAUAGUUGGCUCUGCACAUAAUGAACUGGUCGUGAAAGAAGAGAAGCCAGGGAACGAUACGGUUCCAGGCGGAGACGAGACAUUGUUUUGCCUCAGUGCGAGAUCCAUUGUCGAUAUUGUCACGAUCCCGACAGAUGACCACCGGGCGAGCUCAGUAUCGGUGGUAGUGGCUGGAGUUGACUUCGCAGGAACGCAAUCUGGGUGAAGGUGCAUGUAGAACACUGGCUGCAGUAUCAUAGCUC
Messenger RNA from Suillus subalutaceus, 944 nucleotides. RefSeq lists its product as uncharacterized. The transcript has 4 exons. The record is from RefSeq and is a predicted model, not a curated record. NCBI's taxonomy places the organism in Eukaryota, Fungi, Basidiomycota, Agaricomycetes, Boletales, Suillaceae. The coding region runs from base 188 to 673 and encodes 161 amino acids.